AGUUGGUGGGAAACCCCGUCCGCUCCUCCUCCGCCGCGGGUUUUGAUUGGCGGCGGAGCAGCGUAUGAGGCAGCGCCCCUUCCCCGCCCUCAGCCUCUGUUCCGGACCAGCCAGCGCCGCGCGCUGGUAACGGAUUGAAGAGCGCCGGUUUAGGAGUGUCAGUUAAUGCCGCGGUGGCUUCUUGCUUGGGGAGGGUCGCCUAGGUGACGGGUCGCGCUCGCUCGCCGGGAAUCUGCGCCAUGGCCGCUGGGGCGGCCCAAGGUGGGGCGAUGGGCCCGUUGGUUGGAGCCAUCGACCAAGGGACCAGCUCUUCCCGCUUCUUGGUUUUCAAUGCAAGAACAUCUGAACUACUGAGUCACCAUCAAGUAGAAAUUCAACAGAAAUUCCCAAAAGAAGGGUGGGUAGAGCAAGAUCCAAAGGAAAUAUUAGAAUCAGUGUAUGAAUGCAUGGAAAGGACAUGUGAGAAACUUAACCAGCUGAAUAUAGACAUCGCCAACAUAAAAGCUGUUGGAGUUAGCAAUCAAAGAGAGACAACUGUGGUUUGGGAUAAAUUAACUGGAGAACCUCUCCACGAUGCUAUUGUGUGGCUUGACUUAAGGACCCAACCUACAGUUGAGAGGCUGCUUAAAAGAAUUCCAGGACAGAAUAAAUCUUUCUUAAAGAGUAGGACUGGCCUCCCACUUAGCACAUAUUUUAGUGCUGUGAAACUUCGCUGGCUUCUGGAUAAUGUGCCAAAGGUCAAGCAAGCAGUUCUGGAGAAAAGAGCUUUGUUUGGUACCAUUGAUUCGUGGCUCAUAUGGAGCUUGACAGGUGGAAAAGAUGGAGGUAUCCACUGCACUGAUGUAACCAAUGCCAGUAGAACAAUGCUGUUCAAUAUUCAUUCAUUAGAAUGGGAUGAUGAACUCUGCAAAUUCUUUGAAAUUCCUAUGGAAAUACUUCCCAAAGUAUGCAGUUCCUCAGAGAUUUAUGGACUAAUGAAAAUCUCUCCUACCCUGAGUUCUGGAGCUUUGACAGGUGUACCAAUUUCUGGGUGUUUAGGUGACCAAUCUGCUGCUUUAGUAGGACAAAUGUGUUUCAAGGAUGGUCAAGCAAAAAAUACGUAUGGAACAGGCUGCUUUUUACUCUGCAAUACAGGCCAAAAGCCCGCAUUUUCAGAGCAUGGUCUUCUGACAACAGUGGCUUACAAACUGGGCAGAGACAAACCUGUAUAUUAUGCUUUAGAGGGUUCUGUUGCCAUUGCAGGCGCUGUUGUUCGUUGGUUGAGGGAUAACCUUGGUAUUGCACAGUCUUCAGAUGAAGUUGAAAAACUUGCUGCUGAUGUGGGCACUUCUUAUGGCUGCUACUUUGUCCCAGCUUUCUCAGGUUUAUAUGCACCAUACUGGGAGCCCAGUGCAAGAGGAAUUAUCUGUGGCCUUACUCAGUUUACAAACAAAAAACACAUUGCCUUUGCUGCACUAGCUGCUGUCUGCUUUCAAACACGAGAGAUUCUGGAUGCAAUGAACAAGGACUGUGGGAUACCACUAAGACAACUACAAGUGGAUGGAGGAAUGACCAAUAAUAAGAUCCUUAUGCAGCUCCAAGCUGACAUUCUCUGUAUUCCAGUAGUAAAACCAUCUAUGCCUGAAACCACAGCACUUGGAGCAGCCAUGGCAGCUGGAGCUGCAGAAGGAGUAGGAGUUUGGAGCCUGAAUCUUGAUGACCUCACAGCAGUAACAUGUGAAUGUUUUGAGCCAAAGAUCAAUCCAGAGGAAAGCGAGUAUCGCUAUAGCCGGUGGAAAAAAGCUGUAAAAAGGUCAAUGGGGUGGGAGACAUCAAAACCUGAAGAAAAUGGUGAAACUAGUAUCUUCUGUAGUCUGCCUUUGGGCUUUUUUAUAAUGAGUAGCCUCUUAAUGUUAAUCGGAGCAAAGUACAUCUCAGGCUGUGAACAAGUGCUGAAGGACUUCCCUAUAUCGUUUGUGUUCUGGUUUCAAUUAUCAACCAUAAUGGCACAUGCAGUUCCUCCAGUUUGUGAAAAAAAUGGCUGUAAAGAAGAGUCAGUAUCUGUACCUGGAAGUGAGUGUGUCAUGACCUUCAAAGAUGCAAACAACAGUGGGAAAAGGAAGUGAUUCAUAAACUGUUAGGUAGCACUUUCAAGGGAGGAACAGAUAGUAGUAUCUUUUCCUACUUUGUUUAAAAGGGGGCCUUACUUUUAAAGUAGCACAGCAGGUAGGAAGCUAGCAAUAAAAAUCUUUUUAAAAGCUUUACAAAAUCAUAAUAUUUUCAGGAUUAUUAGAAACACGUUAUGGAUUCUCAUUUCCAAUACAGUCAACUCAUUUAUUGGCUCAAGGGCCUUGUAUCACUAGUCUGUCAUGAGCAGGUGCAUUUGCUGAUAAGACUCUGUGGGUUGUUCCUCUUUGUGUUGAUUCAUGGCUCUUCAUUGUUCAGGUGGUAGUGAUUUUCUUUUUACUUGGCCUGCACUAAAAAGAAUUUAACAGCAUUGCAUGCCACUUAGUUUUCCAGAGGGGAAAGUCAGUGGGUUUGUCACCCAAUGAUUCAGGCAGCUGUCAAGAAUGUUUGUCAAAAUAAAUCUCCUAUUUGACCAGCUGGAGAGUUAAUCUUCUCUAGGCAGUAUGCUGUUAUUUGAAUACACUAUAUUUUGUACAAAAUAAUUUGCACAGCCGUUGACUUCUAGUAGCUACGACUGUGCUUUGGUUCCUUGAUAGCAUUUUCCAUUAUUGCAUGAAUUAGCCCUAAGUAAAUGUCAUAAGCAACUUAUCCUUUUCUUGUAAAAGAUCAUAAUCAUAAACCAUUCUGUGAUAUAAUGAUCCUAGGAUGUUUUGCUUCUCUGUUUAUUUUGAUGUUUUGUAAGGCAACUUAUAUUUUCUGUACGAAAGAGUUAUAAAGUGGCAUUGUGAAAGCCAGAACUACCAGAUGUGGAUAAUUAAGCAAGGGGGUGGCGGAUUUGACUUCUGUCUACCAGCUUUGCCCACAGACUAUCUCUACUUGUACUUCAGAGGCAGUGAAUAAAAUGGGCUGUGU
Molecule: messenger RNA, 3018 nt
Organism: Pogona vitticeps (central bearded dragon)
Lineage: Eukaryota; Metazoa; Chordata; Lepidosauria; Squamata; Agamidae
Source: RefSeq, a predicted model, not a curated record